GCGUAUCUACGUGCGUGAACGGGUGUGCGUGCACCUGUGUACCUGUGUACAUUUAGUCAGGUGUAUCACCUUGAUCGCUAGUCGAAUCACGGACGCGCGCGGCCCGAUACCCGCGACAUUCUUGUCGCUCAGUCGCUAUUCGAGACGUAUACGUAUAGCAUGGAGAAAUGUCGAGGGACGGUAGAAAAGAUUUUUCGACAAACCCGGAGGUUGAGCAGUUGUUAUCCGGCGAGGCGCGCAACGACGUGUCGGACAUACGUGUGAGACUUGAGCCAGACGAGCGGUUAUCCGUCAACGAGUUGUAUCUUCAAGGUGGCGUUCCAUCGUCGCUUCAGAAUAAAUCCGUGGCAUUAAAUCAUAACGCAUACAUAGCGGAAAGCUCGAACGGCCCGACCGCCGUGAUAACGCCGAUUAUCGCAAACGGCAACGACAGUAAUGGCGAUCCGCCGCCUUACGUCACGAUCCCGCCGCCUUAUAGCGCGAUCGCGCCACCAGAUCACAUCGGUUGGCCGUACGGGCUUUUCCCAUUCGGCGAUUCGUAUUCCACGGACGGGACGACUCGUAGGAUGGAAAUACCGUUAACACCUUACCAAGCCUGUCUGCCACCGGCCACGAGUUUCCAUCCCGAAGGGAUUAAUGGUCAAUACGCGCCGUAUCCGAUGCCCUUAAUGCCUUACCGGUUCUUCAAGUUUGGUUGCCGUAGGAACUCUUUCGCGUCGAGGGAAACGGCGGACGACGAGAUCGCAGACAAAAUCGAAGAUAGAAAAUCACGAAAAUACGGCGCUAUCCUCGUGGCAGCGGCGGUCAUUAUCUUUGUCAUGGCCUUAUCCUUGAUGGUUCGCUUCAUUAUGGAAAAGAGCUGGUGGCGAAGAUAACUCAUCGAUGGAAUCUAUGUUUACUACGGAAGUGAUAAAUUCUGACUUACGAGAUAUUAUUAAUUAACGAUUUAAUAAAAAUUGAUUAAUCCGACGUAAUAUCUGCUUAAUCAGGAUAUAUAUUUCCGGAGAUGUCGAAAUGGAAUCUCAAAGAGCUCUCGAGAGAAUUUUUCCUUGUCUCAUUUUUUAUUUCUCUCAUCUAUUACAUUAUGUAACAAAAAUAUAUUUAUUGCUUCAUUAUUGAUUAAUAUGUUCUGUAUUGUCAAUUUUAUAUACAUAUUUUCUUCAAACUUUUUUUCGCGACAAGAUAAUAAUAUGAAAAUAUUCUAAAAUUCAUUUCAUUUUAUUGUGCGAUAAUAUGAUUUGUUAGGGAAUAAAAUUUACAUGUAACACAAGUACUAGAGAAAUGAAAUAUCUUGUUGCGUUUGCCACUCAUAUUAUGAUUACUCUAUGCUUAUUAUAAAUGAAAAAAAUACAUUUUGAUACAACUAUAGACGAGGAACAAUUUUCUUUAAGUUAAUUGAAAUAAUAGUACAUUUUUAGAAAUUAUUAUUAUUAUCAGGAUCUACUUUAAAUUGAGGAAUGGAUGUUGAAUUUUAUAACUAUGAUAUUAAGUAUCUUUGUAUGUUCAUUGUGAUUUGUGUUAUAUUAUUAAGUAUGCCAUAUAUGUAGCUUAAUUAAUUUAUUAAUUUCUUUAUGUAAUUUAUAAAUCUGUAAUUGAAAUGACGUUGGCGACGUUGUA
Vollenhovia emeryi is the source of this 1617-nucleotide messenger RNA. RefSeq lists its product as uncharacterized. The coding region runs from base 168 to 875 and encodes 235 amino acids. The transcript is spliced from 3 exons. Lineage: Eukaryota; Metazoa; Arthropoda; Insecta; Hymenoptera; Formicidae. The record is from RefSeq and is a predicted model, not a curated record.